Asparagus officinalis (garden asparagus) is the source of this 1345-nucleotide messenger RNA. Its product is annotated as methylecgonone reductase-like. Lineage: Eukaryota; Viridiplantae; Streptophyta; Magnoliopsida; Asparagales; Asparagaceae. Gene Ontology annotation, molecular function: aldose reductase (NADPH) activity. The record is from RefSeq and is a predicted model, not a curated record. Gene Ontology annotation, cellular component: cytosol. Bases 178 to 1137 code for a protein of 319 amino acids. The transcript has 4 exons.
CAGCUCCCCAUGUAAAAUCAUGUCCCGAAGGAGAUCACGACGUGCGUUUACUGUUAAUUUUAAAUCAAUACAACUGGAAAAAGAAUCUAUAACUAGCUCCUCAACCUUAAGUCUUAAGUUUCCCACAGCGAACCACAUAACUGUGUGCCACACGCAGGCAUACACGCGCGUAUCGAUAUGGCGAUUCCAAGCGUCACACUCAACUCCAGCCACAAAAUGCCGGUUAUUGCCCUCGGAUCUGCCGGCCAGAACCUGCCGGCUGACGUACUGUCGCGGAUCUUCCUCGAUGCCAUCGAAGCUGGUUACAGGCACUUCGACACUGCAUCCCUCUAUGGGUCUGAGGAAGGCAUCGGCCUGGCGGUAGCUGAGGCCUUGAAGCUCGGCCUUGUCAGCUCCCGGGAUGAACUUUUCAUCACGUCCAAGCUCUGGGUCACUGAUGCUCACCCUGAUCUUGUUCUCCCCGCUCUCAAGAACUCACUCAGCAGCAAAUUGGGACUAGAUUACUUGGACCUGUACUUAAUCCACUGGCCCAUUAGAUUGAAGCAAGGAGAUAAGAAGGUUCCUGUUGAUAAAAAGGAUAUUCUUCCCUUUUUUGAUAUGAAGGGAACAUGGGAAGCAAUGGAGGAAUGCAAGAGACUUGGACUUGUUAACUCCAUUGGAGUUAGCAACUGUACAUGCAAGAAGUUGUCUCAACUCAUGGAGUACGCUACCAUACCUCCAGCAGUGAAUCAGGUGGAGAUGCAUGUGGCAUGGAAUCAAAAGAAGCUUCUGGAUUUCUGCAAUGAAAUAGGAGUUCAUAUCACAGCUUGGUCGCCAUUGGCGGCCAACGGAGCUAAUUGGGGUUCUAUUGCAGUGAUGCAAAGCGCAGUGCUAAAGGACAUUGCAAGUGUCAAAGGAAAGACAGUGGCCCAGGUUGCUCUGAGGUGGUUAUAUCAGCAAGGGGUGAGCAUUGCAGUCAAGACUUACAACAAAGGAAGAAUGAUGGAGAACUUAGGUAUUUUUGAUUGGGAGCUGAGCAAAGAAGAUACAGAAAAGAUCCAAACUAUUCCACAGUUCAGGGGGUACCAAGGUGAUAUGUUUGUUUCCGAAAACGGGCCGUACAAGACCAUUGAGGAAUUGUGGGAUGGAGAGAUCUAACUUGUCUUUUAGUACUCUUCUGUUUCUGUUAUCAGCUUUAGUUUUUCCCUACUCUAAAUAAAUCCUCAGUAGCAAAUAAUGUGGGUCGAAAGGGAUCAAGUUGUAAGUCGUGUUUGAAAUGAAUUGUUAUCAUGCUAUAUACAAAUAUGCAUGUGACUAUGAUUUGAGAAGAGAUCAGUACUGAAGAGUUCAACGACAAGUUUGGAUU